UAUAGGCUAUAUAGUAUAUACGGCCGUGUCAGCAGGUUAGAGAUGCAAGAUGAGCGUAAAAAACUCACUGGUGCAGCACUCGCUGGAGCAUUUUUCUUCCGACAAAGAGUACGCAGGCUCUCUCAAGUCAUAUUAUAGGUCUGUCUACCCUAUCCUCGCCCACCUUACUGGAGCACAACACCAUAAAGAUAAUGUAUGCAUCACUCAAAUUCGGAAACAUCUGUAACCAUACCUAUUCCUUCUGAAUAACAAAGAGGGAGACAUCGCGUUUAUUUUCUAGACCUAGUUCCGAUAUUUUUGUGUGUUUUGUUGAAAAUGAACUGUGGGAUUUCCGCAAUAUGUGCCAAGCUUCUGCUGCAACAUGUCAAAGGCAAAGCGAUGAAUGCGUGGCUGUUGCUAGCUCUUCUCGGAGUCUGUGUGGCGUCAUUUGGGCCCAGUACAAAGGAGGAUGAGGACUAUGAAGACGUCCCCAUAAAUAAGACCUGGGUUUUAUCGCCUAAGGUCUAUGAGAGCGAUGUCACCUUGAUCUUAAAUAGAUUGCUGCAGGGCUAUGACAACAAACUCCGACCUGACAUUGGAGUAAGGCCCACAGUGAUUGAGACAGCGGUGUAUGUCAACAGCAUCGGACCAGUCGAUCCUAUUAACAUGGAGUACACCAUAGACAUCUUCUUUGCCCAGACGUGGUAUGACAGUCGCCUUAAGUUCAACAGCUCCAUGAAAGUCCUGAUGCUCAACAGUAACAUGGUGGGAAAGAUCUGGAUUCCUGACACCUUCUUCCGGAAUUCUAGAAAGUCUGACGCCCACUGGAUCACCACUCCGAACCGUCUGCUGCGACUGUGGAACAAUGGGAGAGUGAUGUACACGCUGAGGUUGACUAUUAAUGCGGAAUGCUACCUUAAGCUGCAUAACUUUCCUAUGGAUGAGCACUCGUGUCCGCUGGAGUUUUCGAGCUAUGGCUAUCCUAAAAAUGAGAUUCUGUACCGUUGGCAAAAGCGUUCUGUGGAAGUGGCCGACCAAAGGUACUGGAGACUCUACCAGUUUGCGUUCGUCGGUUUACGAAACACAUCAGAUGUGGCGCAUACACAGUCAGGUGAAUAUGUCAUCUUGACAAUCUUUUUUGACCUGAGUCGGCGAAUGGGCUACUUCACUAUUCAGACGUACAUCCCCUGCAGCAUGAUUGUGGUGCUGUCAUGGGUCUCUUUCUGGAUCAAUAAAGAUGCUGUCCCUGCCAGAACCUCUUUAGGAAUCACCACGGUGCUUACCAUGACAACGCUGAGCACCAUCUCCAGGAAGUCGCUUCCCAAGGUAUCCUAUGUGACAGCUAUGGACCUGUUUGUGUCUGUCUGCUUCAUCUUCACGUUUGCUGCUCUGAUGGAAUAUGGGACUCUACACUACUUCACCAGCAACAGGCAGAGCAAGAAGGAUACGGACAAAAAACCACAGAAAUCCAGCAGCUUGGUGAACAUUAGGCCAGGGACGUCACUGCUUCAGAUGAAUAACAUCGCCCCCUACCAAGACGAGGACGAUUACGCCUACGAGUGUCUGGAUGGGAAGGACUGCACCAGCUUCUUCUGCUGCUUCGACGACUGUCGCUCCGGAGCAUGGCGCGAAAACCGGAUGCAUGUCCGAGUUUCAAAGAUCGAUUCCUACUCACGAAUAUUCUUCCCCACUGCCUUCGGCCUUUUCAACCUGGUCUACUGGAUUGGGUAUCUGUACUUAUAAAUCUAGUCUAGCAAAGAGGAGCAAUAGCCUUUUACUUCAGAGAAAACAGGUCAAACUAUUUGUUUACUCUCUUUACUUGCUAGUCUUGGCACUGUUGAGGAUAAGAUGGAAGGGGGAUAGGUGUGCUGCUUUGCAAUUUAAAGCCAGGGUAUGAAUGGGUAAAAUUGCUUCUUCUCACCAAUAUUUGAACAGCUCCCUAUGUUUGUAUCUGUACUAUUUUUCUAGGUGAUGGCUCACAGAUGAAGGCAGCAGGGUCAGAACAGGGCGAGACUCCGGGUCAUACCCACCAGCAAUUGCAUGAUGUUUGGUUCCUAACCUCUAUGGAUUUAAGGAAUUUUAUAAAACGGGUUGUUUGGAUGCUAGAUGCUAGUUGGUUGAAAGCAGGGAGUUAUUCAUCACAAUCCCUGGGAAAUGCCUGUUAACAGUUUAAUUUGAAUUAUCAAUGCGCAUCCACUGUCCCACAGUCCAGCCAGGUAAUUUAUAAAAAUGUAUAAACUCCCCUGGGAAAAAGUAUGUAGACAUUUUUUCCCCAAGCUACUAGGCUAGCAUUUGGUUUGUAACAGUUAGGGUUUGUCUAGACUCUAAACCUUGCUGCCUGCCUCUCCGACCUGUGCAACAAUGUUGUAGUUUAUUUUGCGAUCUGCACCGUGCCAUAGAGAGAAUGAACGUGAUGAGUCAGACAGCUUCUCUGAGCUAGGCACAUUAAUUUAUUAGGAUCAUUGUAAUUGAUAUAUAAAAACAAAUGGCAAAAGAUACAAAGGUAAAACAAACGGGAAUGCAAAAAGUUUGCUGUCAUUUCAGCUGCUUUAGGUGAUUGUGUGUUAACUUUACUAGUAACUAGACUGCAUGGCAACUUUUUUUUAGCUUAGAACGUUUGAAAUGGGCGACCAGCUCGUUUGUCUAGCAACUUCAGAAUCUCAGAACUAACAAUUGGCUAUUGCCUGGACUAUAUCCUCUGGUGGAAGGAUGAAAUAAAACAAAUUUAAUAAUUCAAAUAAAGUUUUUAAUUAAAACGUAAUUUCUCUUCAACAUUUUUUAAAUAAAAGUAAUAAGGCCCUCGAACCUGGGAAUUAUCUUAAAUAACACCCUCCUGAUAGCUGUUUCCCCGGCCCGCCGCUCCACGUUGGGCCUUAGAACAGCCCUUCGUCGAAAACUAUUCACACGAUAAUUUGCAUGCCUUAUUGCUUAAUUGAUACACAAAGGUUGUGUUUUACAACAGCCUGGUUUUGUAACCUGUAACUUAUUCAAAAUUGCAAAAUCUAUUUGAAUAUAUAAAUAUACAUAAAAUAAAGUGUGCCUAUGCGAAAAAAAUAAGUAGGUCUACAUUUCCCCCUUCAAUAAUUAUAUCUGACGUCAUGUUUUCUGUGCCACACUUUUACUGUAAGCAAAAUGAAUACAACAUUUCCACCAGAGAUGAUUCAACACAAUUUAUUUCCAUACUUAUUGAGGCAGUUCAUGAUUUGAGGUUUGAAAUAAUCAUUAGGCAUUAUUUAGGCUUAGCUCCUGUAUUGACACAAAGUCAAUAAAGCAAGAAAUUAAUAGCAUGUAUUUUCAUAUUAUUAUAUUCUAAUAAUACACAUUAUAUCUCCUUCUUGAUGUGAUUACCCCAAAUUGGCAGCUGUAAAUAGCCUUCAUCAUUAUCAUAUAUAAAAGCAGCAAAAAAAGCAAGACAAGAAAAUCUACUUUUCAUUUGGCUACAUUGAAACUAGAACAUAGCUUUACAUCCCUCCUCUAGGUCAAUAACCAGAGGCGCAUUGUGCUGCAAUUGUAUCAGAUCUGAUUAGCGAUGCAUACUUAAUAAAGACAUAUUAGACUAAUUUAAACCAUAUUUAUAAAACAUAGACUACCUGAAUAAUAUUCAUGCAGCUCCCAAACCCUUGACUUAUUUUGCUUGACAAGGGCGCAGUACUUACACUUUAUAAAAUGUAGCUGUGGAUAUAAUCUUCAAAGCAUAUUUUAGCUGAAGCAAUGGCAGACAUGAAUACCUUUACUAAUAACAGCGAGAAGGGUUACUACUUUUUUGAUAAAUAGAGCAAAACUCUUAUAGUGCUUUAUUCCACAUAAAACCAAAGAAACUGUUGAUAAUGACUUUGUAGCAUAAGUGUGUUUAAUGUUACAUUCAAGAUCAAUGUGAUUCACAGAACCUCCAUGUUUGGGCGAUACUUAAGAGAAAAAGUCAAGAAGAAUGAAUAACCAAGCCUGAAAUGGACCAUACAAAUUUGAUUAACAACGUAGUUUGUUUAUUAGUUUAUGAGUGUUUCUUUCAACACCACAUUGUGAUUAUAUCCCAAUGUUAGGUGUAUUGUCGAGCUGAGAGACCAUGUAGGCUGAAAGUCCAGUGAUUAAUGAGGGAAACAUGACUUUAGUUUUAAUUUGAGUUCAUUUACAUAUGCAAGGUUACCCCAUAGAGUUUGCCCACAUCUGG
Salvelinus fontinalis (brook trout) is the source of this 4147-nucleotide messenger RNA. RefSeq names its product gamma-aminobutyric acid type A receptor subunit gamma1 (gene gabrg1). The transcript is spliced from 9 exons. Lineage: Eukaryota; Metazoa; Chordata; Actinopteri; Salmoniformes; Salmonidae. The coding region runs from base 316 to 1722 and encodes 468 amino acids. Gene Ontology annotation, biological process: synaptic transmission, GABAergic; chloride transport; gamma-aminobutyric acid signaling pathway. The record is from RefSeq and is a predicted model, not a curated record. Gene Ontology annotation, molecular function: benzodiazepine receptor activity; GABA-gated chloride ion channel activity; GABA-A receptor activity. Gene Ontology annotation, cellular component: postsynapse; GABA-A receptor complex; neuron projection.